ACAGGAGGAGAGGGGAGGGGAAGGGAAGGGAAGGAAGCAUGGCUUGCUGUGUGUGCACGCAUAGUCACUCAGCUCAUCCUCCAGAGAACCAAGGUACCCUGGCUCCUGCUGUCUCUAACCUGUUCUAACCCCCUGGAGUCCUGGCUGCCUUCCACCAUGACUUCCCACCUGCUCCUCUUCGGCCUGCCUGCCUUGGGGAUCUAUGCCCUGACCUCUCACUGCCUGCGAAAGAGACCCUACCUGCUGCACAGGCCGCGCAAGUUUCCCAUUCGAUGCCGGCACGUAUCCCACCGCGGAGGCAGUGGCGAGCGGAUUGAGAACACUUUGGAAGCCUUCAGCCAUGCUCACAGCCAGGGAACAAAUCUACUGGAAAUUGACUGCCACUUGACAAGGGACGGGGUUGUAGUUGUGUCCCAUGAUGACAAUCUGGAACGCGAGACAGGACACAACAUCAAGAUCAGCGAGACGAACUAUGAGGAUCUGCCUCCUUAUAAGGACCGUCUGGAAGUGACCUUCUCACCAGGCCGCUAUUCCCAUGGCUCAGAUCGCCAUAUUCCACGCUUGGAGGAAGUUUUUCAGAAAUUCCCUGACUUACCUAUCAAUAUAGAAAUUAAGCAGGAUAAUGAUGAACUCAUACAAAAGGUAGCAGAUCUCAUCCGCCAAUAUGAUCGGUCCCACAUCAGCAUCUGGGCUUCCUUUGAAGAGGAAGUGUUGAAGAAAUGCUGCGCAGCUAACAAAGAGAUGCCUUAUAUCUUCUCGGUCAGACGUGGCAUCAUGAUCCUCCUCCUCUACUAUGUGGGGCUUCUGCCUUUCAUACCACUGAAAGAAUCUUUCCUCGAGUUUUUCCUGCCCUCCAUCAUGAACAGGACUUAUUUUCCAGUGGAAAAGGGCUACUGUGGAGCAUUGCUGGCUAAAUUUACCCACAGGGUGACCAUGAGGAAAAAGCUUUUUAAACAUCUUGAAGACAGAGGGAUACAGGUUCUUCUUUGGGUUCUGAAUGAAGAAAAAGAUUUUGAGGAAGCCUUUAAGUAUGGGGUCUCUGGCGUCAUGACUGAUUACCCCACCAACCUCCGAAAGUAUCUGGACAGCCAUCCACCUCUUCUCAAUGAAUGAUUAAUUAAUUGGGGAGUGGUGAGGAAUCAAACAUGUUUCUUACUAGACAGAUUCUAGGGCUUAGGGAAGGGGGGAGACAAAAUGUGAAUCAAGCCCAGAAAGAAAGGAAGAAGGGAAAACCACAAAGCUAAUAAACUUACUGCAGCUAACAGCA
This is a messenger RNA of Heteronotia binoei (common prickly gecko), 1267 nucleotides long. RefSeq names its product glycerophosphodiester phosphodiesterase domain containing 3 (gene GDPD3). Gene Ontology annotation, molecular function: phosphatidylcholine lysophospholipase A1 activity; phosphoric diester hydrolase activity. The transcript has 11 exons. The record is from RefSeq and is a predicted model, not a curated record. Bases 157 to 1113 code for a protein of 318 amino acids. Gene Ontology annotation, biological process: glycerophospholipid catabolic process. Gene Ontology annotation, cellular component: endoplasmic reticulum membrane. NCBI's taxonomy places the organism in Eukaryota, Metazoa, Chordata, Lepidosauria, Squamata, Gekkonidae.